Messenger RNA from Balaenoptera ricei (Rice's whale), 970 nucleotides. RefSeq names its product PAXX non-homologous end joining factor (gene PAXX). The transcript is spliced from 7 exons. The record is from RefSeq and is a predicted model, not a curated record. Gene Ontology annotation, cellular component: nucleus; nonhomologous end joining complex; site of double-strand break. Lineage: Eukaryota; Metazoa; Chordata; Mammalia; Artiodactyla; Balaenopteridae. Gene Ontology annotation, biological process: double-strand break repair via nonhomologous end joining. Gene Ontology annotation, molecular function: molecular adaptor activity. Bases 189 to 791 code for a protein of 200 amino acids.
CCCCGUCACCGCUUGGCUCUGCCCCCGCCACCCCCAGCCCGCCCCCACUGGCACGGGCCCCGUCCCCGCUCCGGAAGCCUUCCGCCCGCGCAGGCGCCCUAGGUCCCGAGGCGGCCCUAGGUUUCGAGGGGGCCCUCGGUCCCGAGGUGGCCCUGGAUCCGCCGGGUCCCUCCGCCUACCGAGGUGCCAUGGUGCCGCCGCCGCUGUCGCCGCCGCUCUGCACGCUGCCGCCCGGCCCCGGACCCCCGCGCUUCGUGUGUUACUGCGAGGGGGAGGGCAGUGGGACGGGGGAACGCGGCGGCUUCAACCUCUAUGUGACGGACGCCGCGGAGCUUUGGAGCACCUGCUUCACGCCGGACAGCCUGGCGGCCCUCAAAGCCCGUUUUGGCCUGAGUGCGGCUGAAGACAUCACCCCCCGCUUCAGGGCAGCCUGCCAGCAGCAAGCUGUGACUCUCACCCUGCAGGAGGACAGAGCUUCCCUGACCCUUUCAGGGGGGCCCUCGGCGCUGGAAUUUGACCUCUCCAAGGUGCCGGGCCCAGAGGCAGCCUCCAGGUUGCAGGCACUGACACUGGGCCUGGCAGAGCGCGUGUGCAGCUUGGAGCAGCAGCUGGCAGCUGCUGCAGAGGAGACAGCCACCAGCCCCAGGAAGAGCUCCCGGCAGGUGGGCCCUCUGCUCUUCUUACCGGACCCGGAUGCUCAGAGAGGUGGCCCUGGACCUGGGGUCAAGAGGCGGUGUCCGGGAGAGUCUCUCAUCAACCCUGGCUUCAAGAGAAACCAGCUGGUGGUGUAGACUUCGACGACCCCUGAAGGUGCAGCAAAAAGUGUGACCGUCGGGAGGCUGCUUGCAAGGGGAGGGGCAGCCCCUGGGACCCUCCCGCUGGCACCUGCCCAUCCCGCUGCCAGGCAGGAACAAGCCUGCUCCUCCAGCCCCUUCCCCAUCAAAUAAACAUCUUCAUCUGGCGGAGGUCA